AUGGAGUAUAUCAAGGUAGCAAAAGUUGACGAUGUUAUCUUGCAUAGAAAAGGUAUUUCCGUAAACGGAUCAUUACAUUUAACCACACAUCAUUUAAUAUUUACCUCGCCAUCACUUGCACGUGAAUUUUGGUUUUCUUACCCAACUAUUGGUUCUGUCUUUAAGAAUCGUGGAAGUGCGCUAAUAUCGAAGUACAAAAAUCAUUCUGAGGUGAGGGACGACCCUUUGUAUGCAGGUAAAGACAUAUGGUCAUUUUGCAGCAUCAAAGUUAUUGGUAAAGACUACACAGUUUUUUCGCUCGAUUUCCAGGACGAUGCCCAAGCGCAGGAUGUUUAUGAUUCCAUCGAGAAGCUAACGGUAAUUAAUGAUGUUAGUCAGCUGUACGCUUUUAUUUACACUCCUAAUAAGGCAGAGAGUCCCUUGAAUUCUUGGAAAAUGUAUGAUCCGCUGAAAGAAUUUAAAAGGCAGGGUCUUUCCCUGGAGGGCAGCUGCAAGUGGAGAGUCACUGACAUAAAUCAUGAUUAUUCCUUUUGCAAAACAUAUCCAAGCUUCUUAAUUGUUCCUACCACCGUUUCAGAUACGCUACUCACGCAUGCUGUCAAAUAUAGAUCACAAAAUCGCAUACCAACUUUGGCGUAUUUCUACAAGAAUACCGGGGCCUCCAUUAUCAGAAGUUCCCAACCCUUGCCCGGAUUAACGCAGCAACGUUCUGUUCAAGAUGAAAAGCUUGUUCGUGAAAGCUUCAACUGCUCACAUGAUCAAGAUGGCUUAAGAACUCGAAUGGUCAAGAACAUAAUCGUCGACGCAAGACCAACUACUAACGCAAUGGCUCAAAAGGCAUUAGGCGGGGGAUCUGAAAACAUGGACAACUACAAUUUCGGAGGAACCGCUACAAGAAUGUUCCUUGGAAUUGACAAUAUUCACGUAAUGAGAGACACUUUAAACAACUUGGUGGACAAUUUUUUAGUUGAUUUGGAUCUUAAUUUACCCAUUGAUAAAUCGACUUUAAACGAAGGAAAGGCCUCACAGUGGUUAAAGUACAUCAAAUUGCUAUUAUCCUCCACAGAGACCUUAACAAAAUCCAUGCUAUUCAACAAAUCCAACCUACUAAUACAUUGUUCCGAUGGUUGGGAUCGCACCACUCAAGUAUGCUCUUUGAUUCAGAUUUGCCUCGAUCCAUUUUAUAGAACAAUUGAAGGAUUCUGUACAUUAGUGGAAAAGGAUUGGCUUUCGUUCGGUCACCGGUUUGCGGAGAGAUCUGGUCAUUUAAGUUCCGUAAGCUUGUUCCACGACAAUUCGGUUAGAAUGAGCAUUUCAGGAGCUGCCAAUAAUGUCACUCAAAGCAUUGACCUGAAUUCAAGUCUCUUUGGAUCAUUUUCUAAUGGUGAUAAAAAGGAGGGAAACUUUGGGGAAAUGUCUGAAAUGGACAAUUCGACCAUCAUGCCGCCUUCUGAUUUGGUUAACAAGGUAUCUAAACGAUUUAAGAAAAAGAACACACUCAAACUAACUUCGCCCAUAUUCCAACAAUUUGUUGAUUGUGUCUACCAGUUACAAAACCAAAACCCGACUCAGUUUGAAUUCAACGAACGUUUUCUGAGAAGGCUUGUAUAUCAUCUUUACUCAUGCCAAUACGGAACAUUUCUAUUCAAUAACGAGCAAGAAAGAGUAAGCUGUCACGCAUACGAAAAGACAAGGAGUGUAUGGGAUUAUUUUAAGUCUCGAAAAGCAGAAUUUGCUAAUUCUACCUACUCGCCAUCUGAAAAUCAAGAAGACUGGCUGUUACCAGAUCUCAAUAAGGUACAAUGGUGGUGGCAAUUAUUUGGAAGGAGAGAUGAAGAAAUGAACGGAGACGUGGUCACUACACUGGAUGAACAAAUAUCAUCAGAGGAGGAAAAAAAAUCGUCAUUAAGAUUUCUCACCUUUAGCCUAGAUAUAUUUAACAAAAAAUAG
Messenger RNA from Lachancea fermentati, 1950 nucleotides. The record is from the annotation of a GenBank genome assembly. NCBI's taxonomy places the organism in Eukaryota, Fungi, Ascomycota, Saccharomycetes, Saccharomycetales, Saccharomycetaceae.